UGCUCUGUAAAUUUCAGGAGAAAGGUAAAAAGGUAUAAAGCUCCCCUCUCAGUGCUGUCUCCCUUAAACCUUUCUCUUUCUUUGGGGUCUGCAGGACAGAAAAGAACUUCUUUAUUAUUAUGAGGCUUUUAAUGCGAUGUUUUCCAAUUGCUUAAUCCCAUCCUUUUCAGUGUAAAAGGGUGUAUUGUUUUGAUUCCCUUAGAUCUCUUGCUUUUUUUCUGUUAUUUGCUGAAGCAAAGGAAGAAACCUCCCCUACCCACACCCUCACAAAACACAGUCCAGCCCAGCCCUGGGGAGCAGUGCCGUGGCUGGGGCUACUGAGCAGUGUGGGUCUGAGCAUCGCUUCCUCAGGAAGUCACACUUUGUGGGUCCUGUGUAUGAGACAGAAACACAGAGCAGAGUUGCUUGAGGUGCUGAAGGGCUGGAGGUUUCCCUGCGCUUUUCCCAGCCUUCUUGAGAAGAAGCAGUUGAAGGUGUCUGUGGGACACUGUGUCCGGACCCCUACCAAGCUGGCAGUGCCUCGCUGCGCCGUGCCAGCCACCAUGGAGACGCUGUCCCAGGACUCCCUGCUGGAGUGCCAGAUUUGCUUCAACUACUACAGCCCGCGCAGGCGGCCCAAGCUGCUGGACUGCAAGCACACGUGCUGCUCGGUGUGCUUGCAGCAGAUGAGGACCAGCCAGAAGGACCUGCGGUGUCCCUGGUGCCGUGGCAUCACCAAGCUGCCGCCGGGCUACUCUGUGUCACAGCUGCCUGAUGACCCCGAGGUGAUCGCCGUCAUCGCCAUCCCCCACACCUCUGAGCACACCCCUGUCUUCAUCAAACUCCCCAGCAACGGGUGCUACAUGCUGCCCCUGCCCCUCUCCAAGGAGAGGGCUAUGCUGCCGGGAGACGUCGGCUGUCGCCUCCUGCCUGGCAGCCAGCAGAAGUCCCUGGCGGUGGUGACGAUCCCGGCCGAGCAGCAGCCGCUGCAGGGUGGCCUUCCUGCUGAGGCAGGUGCAGAGGAGCCUGACCGCAGAGGCGUGGUGAAAAGCUCCACCUGGUCGGGGGUUUGCACUGUGAUCCUGGUGGCCUGUGUCUUGGUCUUUCUCCUGGGCAUCGUCCUCCACAACAUGUCAUGCAUUUCCAAGCGCUUCACGGUGAUCUCAUGCGGCUGAGGGGUGUGGGGCUGCCCCGGGGUUGCUCACCCAGGGGUUGGGUUGGUGGUGGUGGUGGUAUCGAGUGAGACAAUUCACCGAAACUUUGGCUGAUGACUGCAGGACACUUUGUUCCCAGAUGGUGGUGCACCAGCCUGGCCACAGCCCUCGGCACCAGUGGAGAAACCUAUGUCCAGUGUCUGAUGGGAACGGCAAUGAGAAGGACUGCAUGCGUCACCAUAAUCAUUUAUCAAGGGGACUGUAAUUUAUGGCAGUUUUUAUUGUGUUAUGAGAUUAAAGACAUCUGUGUAGCUGGUUGUACUGUAAAGUAUGCAGUAUGAGCUCUUCUCUAACCGCGGUAGCUCAAAAUCAGAACUGCUCCAUGUAGAAUUGAAGGAGAACUGGCCUGUGACUCAGUGAAAAGUGUUCGAUACCAACCCACACGUGUUAUUUUUUAACUGGGGGGAAGGGGAGACUUGUAAAACAGAAAUCAUUUAGUUGGUAAGACAUUUUCUAUGUUUUAAGCUGCACAUUAAUUAAACUAAGUUAGGAGGUUGUACAAUAGUUUUUAAAAGGAAACAUUUUACAAGCAAUUGUUUGGUUCUGUGGUAUGUGGUUUUUUGCCUGUGUCUGAUUUUCCCCACUGUUUUCGGCUAUGGGGAAGUGACACUUAAGAAUCUUCUAUUUGAAGGAGAUUCUGAGCAGGGAAGCAAAGUGAGCCUAGGAGGAAUACUUAACAAUGCAGCCAAACAUUUCUGCCUAACCCACUUCACAUGAAGAAUGGCUCUGAAUGGUGAACAUUAGUCAUACUGUUUUACCUCUGAUCUGGCAAGUGGGCUUCCUGCAGACUUGGCCUUCAUGGCUAUUAGUGAAGAAGUGGGUCAUGAGAAGUCCUAGGACUCCUUCCUGCAAGGACGUGACAGCAAUCUGUUCUUCCUUUUCUUUUUCUGGAGGUUGGGUUUUCUUUUUUUUUCUUUUUUUUUUUUUUUAGAGAAAUAUACACCUAUUUUGCCUCCCUAUCUCACAGGAGAUACAGCUGCACACCCAUGGGUGGUAUGAGAAAGAAGUUGCUGUAAGGAAGCCUCACCAUGCCAACAGACCAUGGACCUUUCUGUGCAAUCUUUAUGCUUUUGUAUAAGAGGCAAUGACAGAGCUGGAAGAAGAAUACAGGUCAGCCGAACCCUCUUCUGGGUUGUGCUGUCCCUCAUUAAUCAGUGUGGCUGUCCAGGUGUUAAAAUGCAUAGGUGAGCAUGAUGUAGACCUUCUGCCACACUUCAUAUGAAUGUUGGUCUUUGUUAUGACAGAUAUGAAGAAAAAGCACAGGAAAUAUCCCUAUCCACCUAUGAAUGUCCUAAUUUCCCAGUUAUUUGCAGUUCUCUAUUUAGAUUGAGCCAAAUUCCUGAACCUGCAUUUCAGCAGCGCCUUGCUCCACUAGAUUUAGUACUGUUUGUAGCUUAUAUGGAGCUCUGUGUGAGUUGCUAAGUGUGAAUGCUGAAAUCUGUGAGAUUUAAGGAUCAGAUGGAGAGAUACAUAGCAGGCCUUUACUAAGACAGAAAAUUCUAUUGAUCAGCACUGGUUCUUUCUGCAAGUACAAAGUAUGAGCAGUUGCCUACGUGUAAUCUCCCCGAAGAGCGACUUGUCCACCCUGUGCUCUCUCUAGUAAUUAGUUAGAGAUUGUUCAAGGUUGUAUUAUAACAACAGAGAACAUAAUUUUGACUGUACAGUGCCAAGGUUGGCCUUGUAGAUGGUGGUGGUUUUCUGAUUUUGUUUCUGGUUCACAGUAAACAUUCUUAACUAGAAAUUUCAAGAACAUACCUCUGACUUAGUGCUGGAUUUCUUUCCCUCCUCUUUCCCACACCACCAUUUUCUUCCUUAAUUUCUGUUAACUGCAGGAUAGCAUAAACAUAUGGUGCUUAAUUGUUGUGGUAUACGUAUGGUCACGUUUGGAGAGGAACAGUCAUAUAUAUUCAUAGCACAGAAAAAAAACAACAUUAUCCUCAGAUAACAAAUGCAAUGCCUUUUUUUUUUGUGCAAGGUGAUGUAUGCCUUGAACUUAUGAGAAUUGUAAUGCAUCAACAUCGCUCAGCAGCACAUUUGAUUUCUUUGCAGUAAAGAAUGACAGGAAUUCUAAAAUGUGUCUGUGAACGUGUUAAUCACUUGUUCCCAGUAAUCAGCCAGGUUUCUGGUAACAUCCACACUCUACUGCUUAUUGUGUAAACAAAAGCCAGUUCACCAAAAACUCUUGCCUUUAUAGACUCAUAGAGAAGUGACUAAAUACAGGACUCAGGCCUCUACUGCCUUAUCCCCUGUAGCAGUUCAUGCUUAUACCAGGAGUACAUAGCGUAGCUGGGAGGUGCUCUGAGAACAGCAUGGAAGCAUUUGGCAUCAACUUCUGCAUAUCCAAGAUUUUCAUGACUGCAUAAAGACACGAAGCAGUCAGAGAGCAGGAGAUAACAGCACUAACCCUAACCUUGUGCUGCCCUUGGAGCUCUUGAGGCCAAGGUUUCUCUGCACUGCACAGAAGUUGUCUUGAAAACUGCCCCUCUUCAUCCCCACAUGGAGAGUGCGGUAUGAAGGAGCAACCAGAAAUUAGGUUAAAAUGCCACACUACAUAACACAUUAUACAACAGGCAGAAAUGGAGUUUAUCUGGUGUUGAUGACAUACUGUAUUAGCAGAAUACCAUAACGUGUUACGUAAUGCAGUGCAUUGUUUUGUUAGUAUGAAUUUCCUGUACUUUUAUGCCUGCUGAAAUGCAUGUUUGACCUAUUUUCUGCUCCAGCCAUUUACCUGCUUACAGCCUUGUGUAAGAGCAAUAAGGGAAACCUCAAGAUUUUUGUCUGCGUGUGCGGUGUGUACGUUAAUUCCUUCUUUUUAACAGAAAUUCAAGAGAUGUUUUUGUUCUGGCUUUAGACUGUGACUCUCAUUUUAAAGUUGCAGCUGCCACGUCGUGUCGGAUCACCUCACGUAUCUGCUGACUUAUAAGAAGAGAACUGAAUAGUUUGUUGUCAUGUGCAGGGUUAAAAAUGCUUCUCAAGUAUGUCAGUAGUCAUCCCGCGUUCCACGGUCCAGUUCCUGGCAUUGAACAGUACUGCUAUAACCAGAGUUUGGAUCAGUUUUGUUCUUUUUUGGUUUUUAAAAAAGCAUUCUUGUCUUUGUAUGUUUUUUUCUGUGGGAGACAUUUGGACUUGUGUGAAAAUCAUUGAGUUCUGGGCUAAUUUUUGUUGCCUGCUGUCCAGUAAGAAGUCAAAGUCACUGCUGAAUUCCACCAAACAAAAAAGAGACUUAACUGUGACUCCAGUGCUGUCUGAGCGGCCAAAAAUUAUACCGAAAGUGGUUGUGGGAAAUUACAAAUGCAUUUUUUAGAACAAAUUACUCUGUGAAUGUGUAUUUAAUGGCUUGUUUAGUGGGAAGAAUAUGUGCGUUGGGGUCCAGCUUCUUUGUUAUCCCAGAAGACCCCGACUUCCAUUUUUGGCUUGUGCUUUCCUGGCAAACAGACUUUAGGAUUCACUCUGUGAAAUUUGGUUCAGUGAAUUUUAAAAAUUCAAAAUAUGCAAUUUUGGUAUGUGGGAUUUCUUUUAGGAAAUUGUGCUCAGUAAUUCUUCAUGCUUAACCACGAUGUAAAGGAGUCUGAAUGUUUUGUGAACAUGGAGCAAUCAUGAGCCCAAAGUUUCAUCUUUAUUAAUGAAGCUCUGUCUGAAUAAAACAUUAGCAGGAAAAGAAUGAUAUUGAAUGAAUUAUGGUACCUCUGUUACUUUGCUAUCAAAGAGCGUGGAUGGGAAUUUGGCAGAGUUGCUGUUUUUUUAUGAGGGGUUGGCUGAAAUUCGAGUCUUAGUGUUUUAAGGCAAAGUGUUAAGUGUGGGUUGUAGUAAAUGAUAAAAGGAGUUUCACAUUUAAUUACCACGGAAUGUGAAAUUAGAGCUGAAGACUACGCAGCCAUGCAACAGAUUUUUCUAUCUGAUUAAUCAGAUGAUUUAAAAGUAUUAAGUACACUUCGUGCUCAUGGGAGUGAGGGGCUGUUGGCCUUGACUUGACAUGCAUUUCACUGAUGGGGACCUGGCUUUGCCCUCCCAGUUGUGGUAAUGCUGUGAGCCAUGAGCCCUGGGCCACCUUUAUCAUAGGUCUUCUGAAACAAGGGUGGCUGACUUUGGACUGGUUUUGGUACAUUCAUGAUGGAGCUAAAAUGAAAGAAAAAAAUUAAUACCCAAUUUCCUUAUCCUGGUUGCACAUAUAGCGUGGCUUGAGAUUUGUCUUUUUCCAGACUUCUUCUGUGUUUGGAUGAAGGCAAAGCAGGGAUGGAGGGAAGAAGAGAUUGCACGGGAACAAAUGAGUUCUGGUGUCAUCCAGGAGGCUGUUGAAGUAUCAGCUGGCCCUGGAGGCAAGGUUUUUGUGCCUGAGCUUCAGCAGGGUGAGAUGGCCUGGCAAUGCUGCAGUGGAUUUACAGCACGUUUUAGUGACCUUUCCCAUGCUGUAUGCUGUCCGUGGGCUUGACAGCUGGGGCUGUUCUGUUCUUUCUCUUUGUCACUUUGCCUCUUGCAUGCCUGUGUCAACAAACAAAGCUGCUUUCUUCAUCCUCAAGUUGAAUGAUUUUGCAGACGUUUCUGAAGUUGCCCUGAGCAUCUUUAAUGAAAAAAAUUACCUUCAAAGUUCAGUGAAAUUUAAGGCUUAAUAAAUGCAUUCUUGUUUUUCAAGUGUUUCCUAAUGCUUCAAUAAAUUUCUCAUUUCAGCUCUAAGUAAAUCCUA
Messenger RNA from Centrocercus urophasianus (Greater sage-grouse), 5874 nucleotides. RefSeq names its product ring finger protein 152 (gene RNF152). Gene Ontology annotation, biological process: protein polyubiquitination; cellular response to amino acid starvation; apoptotic process. The record is from RefSeq and is a predicted model, not a curated record. Gene Ontology annotation, molecular function: ubiquitin protein ligase activity. Bases 378 to 1154 code for a protein of 258 amino acids. The transcript is spliced from 2 exons. Gene Ontology annotation, cellular component: lysosomal membrane; lysosome. Lineage: Eukaryota; Metazoa; Chordata; Aves; Galliformes; Phasianidae.